AUGCCCCAUAUUGAUAACCUGAAGGGCGCAUGCGGAUCGUGGAGUGCCGCAUCCGCACCGAGCGGGAGCCGCACCACAGGUCUUCGGAGUAUGCACUGCAGCAUGUGGACUCUGCACCCUCGUCUGAUGGGAGUUCCGCUGGAUUGUGGCGCUUUUCUUACCAAUAUUAGCCCUGGAAUCGGGUCAAAUGCACCAUCUUCAAUCACUUACCAUUUGGGCUUCCUGGCUCUCGGAGCGGUUGCAGAUGAGCAAUACAAAUCUAGACCCGACUUGUCACCACCGCGUCUGAACAUUACAAUUCCAGCGACAGAAGAUGUUGGGGCUGGAUACAUUUUUGUGUGUCCCUACAGUGGCUUCACCAAGGGAAACGGCUUUGACGGCCCCGAACAACCGGCCGGCUACAUCUUCCGCAAUGAUGGCGACCUGGUAUGGUCUAGCAUGGGCUUCCUCACGGGUUGGGUUGGCAAUAUGCAGGUAUCGACCUGGAAAGGACAGCCCGUCAUCUCUGCCUUUCAGGGCAGUUUGGACAGUUUCCAUGGCCACGGUUUCGGGCACCCAACUAUUCUGAACCAAAACUACGAGAACAUUCGCGAUCUCCACGGUGGGAACCACAAGAUCAUCUCGAUCCACGAGUUCAAUAUUCUGGAUUCUGGAUCCGCCCUGGUUGAGGUCUACCAACCCACUCAAAUCGACCUGUCUCCGUACGGUGGUGUUCAGGGCGCAACCUGGAUUGUGGAUGCCAUCUUCCAAGAAAUCGACCUGGAGACGGGAAAACUACUGUUCGAAUGGAGCAGUCUACAACACGUCUCGCCUUCUCAACUCCACCUCAGCCUGGGAUUACUUUACUUUCACAUCAACAGCGUGGACAAAGACAGCCAAGGGAACUACCUCAUCUCUGCACACCACGCUUCUGCCCUGUACAAGGUCAACGGCAAGACAGGCCAGAUCAUGUCGAAGCUUGGGGGUCAGGAUUCCAGCUUCACCUACCCUGAGGAUCUGACUUUCGGAUUCCAGCAUGAUGCAAGGUUUGCGAAGAAGUCAUCGAGCGGCGGAGACGUCGAGUUUGUCUCGCUAUUUGACAAUGCAGCGCGAGCAAACGGCCAUCGUGGCGGCGGAGUUGAGAUUGUCCAUUCCAAGUCACGGGCCAAGGUCAUUCGCCUUGAUACAUCCAACUGGACCGCCUCGAUCGAACUGUCGCUUGCAUCACCAGACAAGCUUCUGGCUCCCUCUCAGGGGAAUGUGCAGACUUUGCCCAAUGACAAUAUCUUUGUUAACUGGGGUCAGGGUGGAGCGGUGACCGAGUAUCGGGCAAGCGAUGGAGAGGCCAUCUUCCACGCGUAUCUCGAUUCUGGCGAGAUCGGCGAAGGUGUUCAAAGCUAUCGCGGCUUCCGCUUUCCAUGGAACGGAUUCCCGAAAGAAACCCCCUCAAUUGUUUCCCUAGUGGACGCCAGUGGCCUGACUACAAUUUACGUUUCGUGGAACGGAGACACUGAGACGACCAAAUGGCAAUUCUAUGCCGUGCCGGCAUCGUGUGUAUCCCCUCUCAAGUGGUUCUGUAAGCCUCGCCUCUUAGGAGAAGCUAAGCGCGCUGGCUUCGAAACCUCCUUCACUGUAAAGGACCAAUCGUUUUCAUCAAGAUCGCAGCCCCUGCUCAUCUACGCCGAGGCGUUUGAUGCUCGCGGUCACCAUCUUGUUUCCACUGAGCGUGUCUUGGAGCAAGAACCAGGCAAAGCGAAAGAUGUGGUCGUGCCAAAUCUCGUCGCACAAAGUGAGCUGUAA
Ilyonectria robusta is the source of this 1779-nucleotide messenger RNA. RefSeq names its product ASST-domain-containing protein. The record is from RefSeq and is a predicted model, not a curated record. The transcript has 4 exons. The coding region runs from base 1 to 1779 and encodes 592 amino acids. Lineage: Eukaryota; Fungi; Ascomycota; Sordariomycetes; Hypocreales; Nectriaceae.